This is a messenger RNA of Zymoseptoria tritici IPO323, 918 nucleotides long. RefSeq lists its product as uncharacterized. The transcript is spliced from 3 exons. The record is from RefSeq and is a predicted model, not a curated record. NCBI's taxonomy places the organism in Eukaryota, Fungi, Ascomycota, Dothideomycetes, Mycosphaerellales, Mycosphaerellaceae. The coding region runs from base 1 to 918 and encodes 305 amino acids.
AUGUUCGUACUCCAACCUCGCGCCUGGCCCGUGGCUCUUGCUCUUGCUAUUCACGCACACGGUUUGUCGGAGCUACAACCACCUCCCGUUGCCGUCAACCAACCCGACGGCUUGGCUGCUCAUGACCCAGUAAUCACCGCAGCGCCUGUCCGAAGGCAGGACAACACCAACAUCAUCAACGCACAGAUAUGCGGAUACACGGGCGGUGCCCCGGAUCAGCCAUACACUUGCUACGCGAGCUCGACAUGCAAGAGCACCAGUCUCUGGUUCGGCUGCGUCGCCGGCGAAGACUUCCCGACAACUCCGACGACAUGUUCGAUCAGCGCCGUCGGUAAUGCAGUCGGCGACGACUACUGCGCAACGAUAUACUCCGGCUUCUACAAGCAGGUGUAUUGCGUGUCAACGUUUCAAGCCUCCGUGGUCCUCCUCGCUGUCACGACUACAGACGGUGUGGGCCCGCUGCCACCCUCCAUCGGUGAUAGUGGGGCGGCGAGCUCAGAUGCCCUCAAUAGCCUCGCACUACAGAUCCUAUCGAUUGCGUCUCUCGAUGGCUCCGCCUCCACCUCCACCUCCGCGGCCUACUCUACAAUGAACAUGCAGAGUUCCAUUGCAUCGUCGUCGGCGGGCGUGGUACCGCUGCCCGCCGCACCCGCAACUAUUACCCAAAUUAUCGUCCAGCAGCCUCCACCCGAGUCAACAGCGGAUAUGGCUCCAGCAUCUCCCCCAGCCGGCACCCAGAUGAUCUCCAGUCAGCCUUCGUCGGCUAUCGCUCAACCACCUGAGACCUCCGCCGCGCCUUCGCCGGUUGACUCGCGGGCUUCCGGAGUGGACAUCAUAUGGCUCAGCGGAUUCCCAGGUUGCUUCCUCGCGAUUUUGAUGGUAGUCCUCGCGAUGAAUCAUGGUCGAUUCGGCGACUAA